UGAAAAUUUUCAAGUCUAACAUAUUAUAUAAUAUGACAUAUAUUCAUAUAACAUAUUAUAAUAUGUCUAAGACGGGUGCGACAUAUGUCAAAGAUUAUAUAUUUAACAGCCGAUAGCGACAGCAGAUACAUCGCGUUUCGGAUUUUGGCUAAAAUUAUCUCAUUUAUUAAUUUAGGACUUAGCGAUCCUGAAAAUCUAUGAAUGAUUUGUAAAACGCAGUUAUAGGUGGUAUUGCGUAUAUGCGCAUUAUUUUCUUGGAAAAUUGAUUGAUUUAAAAUUUAAAGAACCAGGUUUUGAAGAUUACACAAUUUUAUUUGUAAUUAUAAUGCGUUUUCCACGUGUUGUCUAUAAAUAUGGUUAAAGAAGAAUGCUUACUGUAGAGACCGAAAAAAAGAUCCUGCGUAAUGUGACGGGGCACUUCGAAUCGGGGAAACUCACAGCAAUAAUCGGUCCUUCUGGCGCGGGAAAGACCACCCUGCUGAAAGUCGUGUCGGGCGAACGAUUGACCGACCUUAAGGGCAUUGUCACCAUAAACGGCGUUGAACGGGACAGGGGAAUGUUCCGCAAACAGGUAGAUUUCUGACACGUGAAAUUCACCAUAUAUGAAAGUGCUCGACAGUUACAACAUUGUGAGAACUUGGGCGUUAUAAAACAGGUUUGCAGCAAAUUCACUCAUUCAUUUCGCCUUGUGAAAGUGACCGGCUCGCGGCUGUCGUUCUGCUAGACUCAACAAACUACAGUGCUACAAGAUCAGUCAACGUUCAUAAUCGUCGUAGCACGACGCUAUGCCGACCGUGUACGAUUGAUAAAGAAUUCGAUGAUCAUCGCGUAUCACGCAUCUCGUAUGCCCAGUACGCAAACGCCGGUUCUUCAAUUAAUCAGUUGACGGCGAACGGCUGCUAAUUUUACUAAGUGUUCGGCAAGAUGCUGGAAGCGAGCGGCGCAGCGAAAAUGCUGGACGACGACUCCUGUAAGAUCAAUUUGCAGGAGUCGGAAAAAUUGCUAGGACCCGGAAAAUCGUGGAACUCGCAGAUGUGCAUCGAAUUCAGCGAUCUCUGUUAUUCAAUUCGUCGCAACCGCAAAGGCAAGAACAUUUCAUCAUCGUCCCACAUAUUUCUGAAAGUUGCGAUUUUGCGUUCUCGAUAUCCUAACACAAUUUACUCGUACGCUUCGUAAUAUCUUUAGACAGCUUUAGAUAGCUGUAUAAAAAAGAACUCAUCGAAUCAUUUGAUUGAUAUAGCAACGUAAGCGCACGUCAUUACAUUACAAUUGUAGUACCUGUCACACAAAUAUAAUACGUAUGUUGUCUCGAUUUGAGCGCUAAACACCAAUCCGUCUGAUGAUUUCGUGUAUUUACGUAUUGAUAUGUUUAUUAAAUUCGUCCAAUCGUAAAUUCGCGCGUAAAUCAUCAUUUUUAACGUUUGUGAGUUUUCAGCGCACAAAUAUCAUCUAUAUGUCGCAACAUUUUAACUGAAAUUUAACCAUAAGAUAAAUACAGCUUAAUAUUUUAAAAUGUGAUGUACGUACACCAUUAUGUAUUUAUGUUUAAGCUAAGUGCGAAAAUAUUAGCAAAGUGAGAAGAUAUUGAAACUUAUUCAGCAAUCUGUUUUUAAAACUUAUAGAGAUUCGGCAUCCCUACACCACUGAACUUACAUCCGGUUCUAGUCGUUUAUCUCCAGUUAUAUUAUGAGUCAGAUUAAAAAAGAAACUGACACAAUUAAUUUAAAGCUUAAACCAAGAUUUAGAUUCUAAUUUCGCAAUAGAAUAAAUAAUAAAGCUAUAGAUUAUACAUUGACGUAUGUACGUGUCCGCGUUUGUAGUUAUUUUGAUCGAGAUAACGAAAUUUUACGUAGAUUACAAAAGAUUACGUAUGUUAAUUAUCAAAUUUUUUAUAUUAGCAUGUAUGAACAAGUAACUAAUACAACUUUGUUAAUUUCCUAAAUAGAGCUAAUGUUAUGAUCGUACUAGAAAAAUGUUUAGAAAAGCAUAUUAUUUUAUAAGCCGAAAGAAGAGCUGAAUGUCUUUAUAUAAAUUAAUUAAAAAUAAUGACGUAAAUAAUUUAUUUAAAAAUAAAAUAAAAAUGUCAUUAUAAGUUAUGAAUGU
Molecule: messenger RNA, 2103 nt
Organism: Temnothorax curvispinosus
Lineage: Eukaryota; Metazoa; Arthropoda; Insecta; Hymenoptera; Formicidae
Product: ATP-binding cassette sub-family G member 1-like
Exons: 2
Coding region: 368-583 (71 amino acids)
Cellular component (GO): plasma membrane
Molecular function (GO): ATP hydrolysis activity; ATP binding
Source: RefSeq, a predicted model, not a curated record